Molecule: messenger RNA, 1260 nt
Organism: Morchella importuna
Lineage: Eukaryota; Fungi; Ascomycota; Pezizomycetes; Pezizales; Morchellaceae
Exons: 2
Coding region: 1-1260 (419 amino acids)
Biological process (GO): regulation of transcription by RNA polymerase II
Cellular component (GO): nucleus
Molecular function (GO): DNA-binding transcription activator activity, RNA polymerase II-specific; RNA polymerase II cis-regulatory region sequence-specific DNA binding
Source: RefSeq, a predicted model, not a curated record
AUGAGUACCCAUGAGAGUGGGUCGAACAUCUUGUCCACAUCUGGGCUUGCUGCGCGAAGACAACAGCACCCACUCCCCCAGUUCCAUUUGAGCACAACUCGACCGCCCUUCUCAUCCUUUACAAGUGUCUUGACACCACCUCCGGUUGGACCAAAUGAGAUGACAAGCCCAAUGAGUAGUGGGGCAAGCAGUGUUGGCACGGUAUCAACCAUGGCUUCAUUUUCACCUGUCGGGUCAGUUGGCGGGUAUUGGACUUCGCCUUCGAACACUGCAUCUUAUGGAUACAACUCAGCGCCUGCGAAUCCAUCUUACUCUUCAAAUGCACCAAAUUCUAGCUUUGGUGGUAUGAGAGGAUUUUCCGGUAAUGGUGGGCCUCUUUCUAUCAAUAGAGGAAAUAGUAGACCUUCUAGCCCCGCAACUGGUGAACUAGUUCCCCAGUCAACGCACUACGAAAGUACAGCCUCGUCUUUCUCAGGCGGAAUGCCUAUGACAACGGGAGCUGGUGUGCACCCAAUUUCUGCCUCAGCGGGAUCAGGCCUGCCAUCGAUAGGUCAAGGUCCGGGCGUUCACAGUUAUCCCGCUGCUUAUGCAUCAGCUGGCUCCGCAUCACACCCGCCAAUAAAUAGUCAGUCUCAGCCCCAAGACCCUUAUUCCCCACAGGGCUCGCUACCACCUCCCGCACCCUCUCAAUCAUACUACGGCCAACAGCAUAGCCCUUCGUAUACGACAUCUCCGCCAAUUCAAAUGUCGGGCCCCCCAUCGGCUGGUCGACCAUUCCAAACUCCUCACUACCCCCCGCUCAUUCCACUUCAACCCAACUUUAAAUCAAGCUAUCCCUCUCUUCCGGGAAUGGGUGGUCAGGUUAUGGGUCCUGGAGGUAUGCUGGCUGGUCAUCCACACGCAAUGAUGUCACACCAUCAUCAUCAACAGCAACAACAGGCCGAGAGACCUUACAAGUGCGAUCAGUGCCCACAGAGUUUCAACAGAAACCAUGACUUAAAAAGACACAAGAGGAUACAUCUAGCAGUAAAGCCUUUCCCUUGCAGUAACUGCGAAAAAAGCUUCAGCAGAAAAGAUGCUCUUAAGAGACAUCGUCUUGUGAAAGGCUGCGGAAAGGCAGAUGCCCAGAAUAACACAAAUCCACGGGAUCAGGACUCAAAGCAAUCGCCUUCAAGUUCCCCAAGCAGUUCAAGAGUUUUGAGCAGCAACCACGUACAACAGUCAAAUCCCAGUGCUGCCUCGAUUAAGCUCGAGCGGUAG